AUGGCUAGACACAGAAGUGCCCUUAUUUUGCUGCUUCCACUGUUGUUCUCGACAGUGCGAUGCCAUGCAAAGAGAUCCUACAAUUUCACAAUCACAAAUAGGUGGUUUGCUGGGGAUGGUCAUGGCAGACCUGUAUUUGCCAUCAAUGGCCAGUCACCUGGUCCCGUCAUUGAAGCGGAUGAAGGAGACGAGAUAGAGGUCUUCGUUGACAACCAGCUCACGUCCGAGACAACCAUGCACUGGCAUGGGGUCUAUCAGAUUGACAGGCCAUGGAAUGACGGCGUUCCAGGUGUGACACAGUACUCCAUUCAGCCCAGGGACAAUUACACCUAUCGCUUCACUGUCCAGCAGCAGUACGGAACGUACUUCUAUCAUGGCCAUUUCGGUCCAGCGUUUGCUGAUGGCAUGCGUGGUCCCAUCUGGAUCCGCCCAGCAGCGUGGCGACCGCGUCCUUAUGAUCUCAUCUCAUCCUCAAAACACGACAUCAAGGCUAUGAGAGAGGCAGAAAAGAACCCUCACCACGUUGUGAUCAGCGACUGGAACGCCGAGGGGAUGGACAUCCUCCUCAUCAUGUACAGAGACACUGGCAUCGUGCCUUGGUGUAGCAAUUCCAUCAUCCUCAACUCCAAAAGCAGGACCUUCUGCCACCCUCCAGAGCUCAUUGAGGACUUGUACACCAACGAGCAGGUCUGUGAGGAGACCUUCACGCCACUCGAGGUAUUCCAAGCAGCGAAGGGUCAUGAGUGGAUCUGGAUUAACUUCAUCCAUUCCGGUGCACACCACGAGCUGCAAAUCAGCGUUGAUGAGCACGAGUUCUACGUCGUUGCUGCCGACGGAGAGUUCGUCCACCCGCAGAAGGUCCAUGCGGCGAACUGUAACCUUGGCGAGCGCAUUAGUAUUCUGGUGCGUCUGAAUCAGAAGCCAGGCGACUAUGCCAUUCGCGUCACGUCACUUCGUGCCGAACAGAUCAUCCAAGGAAUCGGGAUCCUGAGAUACGCCAAGGACCACCCAAGAUCAGAUGCGUCUGCAUCCGGUCUCGACGCUGUUCCAAACACCAGGCCGUGGGUUCAUCUCAACGGCAGUCUCGUCGAUCAUUCUCUCGUCGCCAUGGACGAGACCAAGCUCAGGCCUUUCCCUGCACGGCCCCCUCCAGCCGCAUCAGACAGCACCCUCAAGUUCUUUGUCAACAUGACAGGCACCAGCUCUUGGGCGCUCAACAUCGGCCCCCAUCAGGCCUUUCGCCAACAACUUCCUCCACUUCUGUGGGAUGACGACUCCCGCGGAGAGACUACUUACAGUGAGGGCUCUCUCCGCAAUGGCUCUGUCGUCGACAUCAUCUUCGAGAACGGCGCCAACGUCACCACACAACACCCGUUCCACAAGCACAACAACAAGGCCUUCAUCAUCGGCACAGGCACAGGCGGCUUCCCCUGGGCAAGCGUGGACGAAGCCAUCCGCUUCGGCGGCCAGGAGGCAAACUUCAACUUCGUCGACCCGCCUCUCCGGGACGGCUGCCGCCUGGGUAACCAGACGGGCGACUGGACCGUGAUCCGGUACGACAUCGCCUUCCCAGCGGCGAGCAUGUUGCAUUGCCACAUGAUUCAUCAUUUCGGGGCCGGGCAGCAGGUCGUUCUCCUGGAGGGUGUGGAAUCCAUGGCCAAGAUCCCUGCCGAGGUUAAAGACAGGAUCCACGCGGAGUUCAUCCCCCCUUUGAGCUAUGGUCCAUUGGACUGA
Messenger RNA from Diaporthe citri, 1734 nucleotides. RefSeq lists its product as uncharacterized. The transcript is spliced from 5 exons. The record is from RefSeq and is a predicted model, not a curated record. Lineage: Eukaryota; Fungi; Ascomycota; Sordariomycetes; Diaporthales; Diaporthaceae. The coding region runs from base 1 to 1734 and encodes 577 amino acids. Gene Ontology annotation, molecular function: oxidoreductase activity; copper ion binding.